AUGUUAGAAGCAACGAACUUUGACACUGAUAAGAAUUUAAACUUAUGCAGCCGGUGCAGGCAUUGUGGAGCCCAAGAAGAUGCUAAAGUCCACCACAAAGUAAAAGCUAGUAACGAAACACCUACUAAAAGUGCUUCCACAAGAGUUCAUUCAAAUCCAGAUCUUAAAACUGGUCAUCCAGAGAAAAGGAAAUCUAACAAGACUCUACAAAAUGAGCCAUGUUCCAUUGAAGAGCAGAAGAUCACAUCUGACUCCAAAUCCAAUAAAAGCACCGCCAACCCCCGAAAUCAAAAGAAUGAUGUUCAGGCAAGGAAAGAGCCGUGUGUGAAGUGCGGGAAACUUUUUCUGAAGAGACAAAAGACAAAGAAGCGAAAGCGCCCUCUUGCCGGCAUGGAACCUUUCACAUGCAAAGAGUGCGGCAAAAUCUUCACCCGGCACUUCACUCUCUUGCAGCACCGCCUAAUACACACCGGGGAGCGCCCAUACGCCUGUAAAGUAUGCAGGAAGACCUUCAGGGACAGCAGCUACCUCAUUGUUCACAUGCGGUCCCACACCAAAGAGAAGCCAUACAGCUGCACUCAGUGCGGGAAGUGUUUCUCGCAGAACUCCGCCCUCCAUGUCCACCUCAGGACGCACACUGAUGAGCGACCCUUCCGUUGCCAGGACUGCGGGAAGAACUUCACUGACCGAUCCACCUACCGACACCACCGGAGAAUUCACACCGGCGAGAAGCCUUACGCCUGCUCGUACUGCGGCAAGAAAUUCACCCAGCAGCCGCACAUGAAGAGACACGAAACGAUUCACACGGGAGAGCGACCCUUCGAAUGUGUCCAGUGCGGCAAAAGAUUUAUCGAACGGACAAAGCUGAAGAAACAUCAACGUGUCCAUCAGAAAGAGAACGACUGA
Messenger RNA from Staurois parvus, 906 nucleotides. The record is from the annotation of a GenBank genome assembly. Lineage: Eukaryota; Metazoa; Chordata; Amphibia; Anura; Ranidae.